Glycine soja is the source of this 1967-nucleotide messenger RNA. Its product is annotated as protein ANTHESIS POMOTING FACTOR 1-like. The record is from RefSeq and is a predicted model, not a curated record. Gene Ontology annotation, cellular component: Set1C/COMPASS complex. Lineage: Eukaryota; Viridiplantae; Streptophyta; Magnoliopsida; Fabales; Fabaceae. The coding region runs from base 427 to 1431 and encodes 334 amino acids. The transcript has 14 exons. Gene Ontology annotation, molecular function: protein binding; chromatin binding.
UCUUCAUUUGAUUCCCUCUUCUCACACCGUCACCGUCGUCUCAAACCGCUCCCUCAUAAUUCCGAACACCACCUGCGCCGCCCACAUCUUCUUUCGCAUCUCCUCCUCGACCAGCUCGAAGUUUCUCGUAGUCUCUCUCUCUCUCUCUCUCUCUUUCCAUUCAUCUAAAAUUUCUCGAUUUUGAUUUCGUGAUUGGUGUAGUCCGCUAUUUUUUUUGUGAGAAGUCUUUGCUUGAAAUGGGCUUUUUAUUCACAAGCUCUUUGGGACUUUCCUGGAGAAGCGAGUAGAAAUUCUCAGGAUCAAUAGAGACUUGUAGGAGUUGGACUAAGGUCUCUUUCAAUUUUCGAUCGGGCAUAGUUGCAAUCUUAUUCCACUUAAUCUUCCUCAACUUUUCAGAUACCUAAGGCGGCGAAGUAUAGCUAAAAAAUGGGAGGGACACAAGUGGAGAGAGAAGAGAAGGUGUCUCUGGAACUCUGUGAAGAAAUUCUUCAGAGUAUGGAAGUGGGAAUGUCCUUCAAAGACUAUAAUGGUAGAAUAAGUUCGUUGGAUUUUCACAGGGCAUCCAAUUAUCUAGUAACUGCUAGUGAUGAUGAAUCCAUUCGUCUGUAUGAUGUUACCAGUGGAACAUGUUUGAAGACAAUUAAUAGCAAGAAGUAUGGAGUUGACCUGGUUUGCUUCACAUCUCAUCCUACAACUGUCAUUUACUCUUCAAAAAAUGGUUGGGAUGAAUCUUUGCGGCUUCUAUCGUUGCAUGAUAACAAAUAUUUGAGAUAUUUCAAAGGUCACCAUGACAGGGUUGUGUCUCUAAGUUUGUGCUCUCGGAAAGACUGCUUUAUAUCUGGAUCUCUAGAUCGAACUGUUUUACUGUGGGAUCAAAGGGCUGAGAAGUGCCAGGGACUUUUACAUGUACAAGGAAGGCCUGCUAUAUCAUAUGAUGAUCAAGGGCUUGUCUUUGCAAUUGCCUUUGGAGGAUACAUAAGAAUGUUUGAUGCUCGCAAGUAUGAAAAGGGUCCCUUUGAGAUAUUUUCUGUUGGGGGAGAUAUUUCUGAUGCAAAUGUUGUGAAAUUUAGUAAUGAUGGGAGACUCAUGCUUUUAACAACAGCAGAUGGGCAUAUUCAUGUGCUUGACUCAUUUCGUGGCACACUUUUAUCCACAUAUAUUGUCACACCUAUCUCAUGCAACUCCACAUUAGAAGCUUCUUUUAGCCCUGAGGGAAUGUUUGUAAUAUCUGGUUCUGGGGAUGGCAGCAUCUAUGCAUGGAGUGUUCGAAGUGGCAAAGAAGUUGCAAGUUGGAGGAGUGCAACUUCUGAUACUGGACCUCCUGUAAUAAAGUGGGCUCCUGGAAGUCUUAUGUUUGCUACAGGAUCAUCUGAGUUGUCAUUCUGGGUUCCUGAUUUGUCUAAAUUGGGAUCUUAUGUUGGAAGAAAGUAGAAACAAUGCAUGAUAAAACAAUUGUUUGCCAAUUAACCCACUGAAAGAAUUGGAACCAUUACUUUGUUUGGCUAUUGUUGCCAUGUCAUGUUCAUGAUGCUUUUCCACUUUCAAAAAUAUAUUGACCAAUUUUGGUGGGGGCUUCACCCAGAAAUUAGUUAUUGCAGAACAGUACAAGGUUUGUUUUCCUCUGCUGGCAGCACUCGGUAAAUGAGAGGUUGUUUGCUUGUGUUUUGCAUAGAUGAGAGAAUGGUGGAAUGGGGAUCUUGUUGUUACCCAAGGUAAACAUAAACUGCUUGAUUAUACAUUAUGCAGUGGAUGUUGAUUAAGUGUGGUGCCAGUCUGUUAAACCAUUCUACUUGGUAACCCCUUAGAUGAGGUCAGAUUUGAGGUAGAACAAAUAGCAUGACCCUAAAUCCCCCCUUCACAUGACAUCACACAAAAUACAGUUAAAAAAGUGGUGAAUGUGGCUUUUGUUGAUGAUAAAGAACACUAUGUACUUAAGGACACAGUUUAAAAGAUGGCUUAAUCUCUCA